AUGCCGCCAACGUUGUUGCGGAUUCGAGCGAUUGGUGGUCGUAAUGUGACCGCCAAGUCCGGAUUGGCGGGCAUGUUCGAGGCCAAACUGAACCCGUUCGUGGUGCUAGUGGUGGGCAACGACGAAAAGCACUUGGCUGUGGUGAAAAACGUUGGGGCCAAGGAAUUCUCGUGGGGGGACGAUGCCGUGGUCGACUUUGUCUGGCCCGACGCAUCGCCCCCCGAGAUCAAACUGCACGUGAAAGACAAAGACACCAACAAAGACCGAUACCUUGGAGGCGCCAAACUGUCGUUUCCAGUCGACCUUUCAUCCAACGCCCCACAGACGAAACAAAUUGACUUGGAGUUCAGCGACGAAAAGCUCAAGACAAAAAAAGGUCGUGGCCAAGUCACUCUAUCCUUUGAGCGCGUUGUGAGUGACCCGGGGGCUCUGCCAUCAACGGAUGAUUUGCCUAUGAAACCAUCAGUCCCGUCAGUUCAAACUACGGGGAAACGGAUGUUGCGAAUCCAAGCUAUCGGGGGAGCCAACUUGGCCCCCAAGACAGGCCUGGAAAAAAUGAUGGAUGCAGACCCCGACCCCUACUUGGUGAUCACUGUCGCCGGGGUAACCAAAUCGUUCCCCGAAUUGAACAACGUCAAGACGAAAGAGUUUGUGUGGGGCCACGACGCUGUCCAGGAAUAUGAGGUGGCGAACGAUGCGAUAGAUGUGGUGCUGCAUUGCAAGGACAAGGAUACGCUGAAAGAUCAUUACAUUGGCGGGACGCAAUGGUCAUGGAACAUGGCUGACAUGCUGGUCACUCCAACGUGGAAGCAAACGGUGGACUUGGACUUCGCCACGUCAGACUUCAAGACCAAAGCCAAGGAAUCAAGAGGAAGAAUCUACCUGAGCUGCACCCUUAUUGAUCCAAAUCCCCCCGCCAAGCCUACAGAACCAUUGAAGGAAUCGACUAUAGCGCAUUCGAACCAGAGUAACGCAGAGGGAAAAACCGCCACUGAUACACCCAGCGGGCAAGCGGCUCCAACGUUUGUAGGGAUCAACCAAACUCCAGCUCAAGCGACAUCGUCCACAGAACUGUCCAGUCCAGUAGCAGGCACUGACCGUCCAGAGUCAAAGGCGACAACCUCUUCCACUGCCAAGGUUCCCGGUCAGCAAGUCAAUGCGGCGAGCAAGCGCAUUUUAAGAGUUCAAGCUGUCGGUGGAGCCAACUUGACUCCGAAAACGGGCUUGCAACACCUGAUGGACGCUGACGCGGACCCCUACUUGGUGAUUACAGUCGCUGGAGUAACCAAAUCGUUUCCCGAGUUGAACAACGUCAAGACAAAGGAGUUUGUGUGGGGCCAAGACGCUGUCGAGGAAUUUGAAGUUGCGAACGACUUGGUGGAUAUGGUGCUGCACUGCAAAGACAAGGAUAUGCUCAAAGAUCACUACAUCGGCGGGACGCAGUGGGUGUUGAACAUGGCUGACAUGUUGGCCACGCCGACAUGGAAGCAAACGGUGGACUUGGCCUUCGCCACACCAGACUUCAAAACCAAAGCCAAGGAAUCAAGGGGUAAAAUUCACCUGAGUUUUACCCUUAUUGAGCCAGGAGCACCCCCAGUGAAGAAGACUACAGAACCAUUGAAUGCUUCAAUGUCAGAAAAUUCGAAGCAGAGCCCGGUACCUGCCAGCGAGGCCGGGUCCAAAACCUCUACCGAGUCAUCGACUGCACAACGAACCCAAGAUUGUCCACCAAGCGACCCUCCGAGCGCGAUAAUAACGCCAAUGACGACCAAAACUGCCGCUACAGUACAAUCCACUACAGAUGACAAGCCAACCAACCUGUCCAUCAGCGAGCCCCCGGUGCAAAUGACUUUGCCCUUGAAUAUCGACGCUACAACCAGGAAAUUCAAACGGACACUCAAGGUGCAAGCUGUGGGGGGAAGCAACUUGGCCCCCAAAUCCGGCAUCGAGCGCCUGAUGGACUCGGAGCCCGACCCGUACCUGAUUGUCGUGUUGGGCAAAACCACGAAGCUGUAUCCGGUGGUGGACAACGUCAAGACAAACGAGUUCGUGUGGGGCGCGGACGCCGUCCACGAUUUCGACGUCCCUUGCAACGACCAAGACAUCGCCUUGUCGAUUCAUUGCAAGGACAAGGACUUGCUUCUGGACCACUACAUUGGCGGCGCCCACGUCACGCUCCCCAUCACUUUGUUUGGGUCGUCGAAAUCCCUCUUGCGACAUCGAAUUUCCCUCGACUUCUCCGACGCCAGUUUCAAAACCAAGGCCCCCAAGUCCCGAGGUGACCUAGUUCUGUCCUUCUUUAUCGUGGACGAACCCCUGCCUGAACCCACCAAAGUACCCCCUCUUCGAACCCCCCCGUCCCCUCGCAGGGCCACGCUGAGCGCUCGACUGUACAAGGGUAACCUGCGGUUGAUUGCUCAUGGGGCCAAGGGACUGACACUGCCCCCUCGCCAAGUCGGAGUGGUGGACAAACGAGCUGACCCGUACGUUGUAUUCCAGCUGGGCACGGAGAGAAUUGCGUGCCCAGAAGCCAAGGACGGCCACACGGCGCCGUCCUGGGCAGACGCCACUCACACGUUUGCCAUCGACACUGGCCAGCAUUCGUACGUGGACAUCUUGGUUCUCGACAAAAAGCAAGACCGGUUCAUGGCAGCUACCCGCUUGCGACUGGUCGAGUACUUGGCGCCGCUUACGAAUCAAAUCAAAGCCACGGUUGUGGUCAAGCUCGACUGCGACCAGUCGAUGCAUUCGUCCGUGGGGAGGAGUGGAGAGUUGCAGCUGUCGCUCUUGUUUACGCCGUGGGGCCCCAAUCUAGUCACAUGGAAAGGGGCCACCGUGGGGCACAUUCAGCUCUCCCAUUUGUCAGUGUCCAACUACGCAGACGUGCUCUCGAGCGACCAAGAGAUUCAAUUGGAAAUUUCCCUUCGCCGGCAUGUGUCUGCCGUCCAAGGCUACGUAACAUGUCAAACCACGACGAUUCAGCCCAUCUCGUCCAAGCCCAACACCCCCAUGGCAUGGCCGGACCAACUGUUGUCGAUCCCUUACGCCAUCUUUCUCCACGAAAACAUGACCAAGGACAAGUGUCCUGUGGUCGUCUUUGCCCUGCAUGACAAGCAUGCCAUUGCACAGGACAAGCCACUGGUUCAGAACGCUCUCAGCUUACUCGACCUCUUGGGUUUAAACGGAACCAAGCAGUUGCCGCUGCUACACCCCAAACUUCCUGGACGCGUCUCGCUUGCGUUUACUGUCGCCACCACCACCUCCCUCACGUCAAAUCCAGGGACCGCCUUUGCUUCCACCCCCGGGACGUUGCGACUGUUUGUCCUAGGGGCCCACUCGCUCUCAAAUGUCCUCACGUGGCAGAAAGUCACAGCCGUGGUGACGGCCAAAUCGUGUUUGUGGGGGCGCGGGGACUGUGUCUUGGACGAAGUCGAUGCCACCCCCGAGAGGCUCGUGGUAUGGAACAGCACAUAUGAAGCCCAGUACCUUCCUGCCCAAGUCAAGAGUGCCGACACAUAUACGUUGCAAAUGGACAUUCUGGUCGGAGCCAAGGGUUUGGGUCCGCUAGACUUGCCCGUGCUGGCCUUGUUGCACAAACAUGGGACUCGAGAGUUUACCAUGGAUGUCGUUCAAGACAACCUGCUCGUGUGUCGAGUGGUGCUGGCGUUGGGGUUUGACGCGAUGGUACCUAAGCCAGACAUCGUGUCGCCCCGCACAUCGUGUGUGGACUUUGGCCCGGGGAUCCUCCAUCUCGUGAUUUACAAAGCCGAAGGCCUCGUCCCGGAUGGAAACAUUGCCGUUGACGACAUCGACCCCGAAGUUCGUGUGGCGUUGAAGCCACGCCCCACGAUAAAAAAAAAGGAUGGUCGAUCCAGUGCCAAGACGCGUCCGCUGGAGAACGCCGGUGGGGAUCCAGUCUGGAACGAGUACCUAAAACUCGAUUACUCUCCCAACAAAGACCCAACCGCGCCCCAAGUGUCGCCCAUGGUGGUCUUUUCCAUCAACGAUAUUCAAAUGCCAGGGGAAACGGCGGAAAUGAACGUCGUGGGGGUGGCCGAAGUGCCGCUCGCAGCGUUUGUCGUGGCCAAUUCCGAGUGCAAGUUGUUUUCGUCCAAACUUUUGCUUGAACGCAACGGGCAGCGAACAGGCACGUUGGUCAUUGCAGGCAUUUACGAAUCGAAAACAGCCCCAGAAGCCGUGCGCAACGGCUGCCAUAACCAGGGCCAAAAGCUACGCCUGGCGACCCCCUCCUCCCUCACCAACUUUGUCGAAUCUAGUUACUGCGCAGGUCGCCUCGAUAUCCACGUGGCGUUGGCUAAAGAUUUGAACCAGAACCCGCAGCUUCCCUAUCGAUGCGAGCUGUGUCUGAGCUCCCAUGUUGACGACCGAGUGUCACUGCUGUCACGGCACACGGACACGACCGACAUUGUAUGGGACAACCAACUGACGCUGUAUACGCAAACGGCCAAAGCAGACUUUCUUCGUGUGGAUCUCUUUCAAAGCCACACGUUGAUCGGCUGGUCGAAAAUUCCGCUGUCCACGUACAGCCAAGAGCCCACCAAGGCUUUUCGAGAGUACCACGACGUGGUUCUGACUUCGAAAGACAAGUCGACAGUCUUAAAACCCAGGAUCAUGCUCGAGCUGUCAUUUUUCACCGACCAAAGCCUGCAGACAUUUGUCCAUCGCACCGCGUCCACUUCUGGGGUCCUUUACGUCACACUGGAUAGCUUUGACAGCCGACACGUGGCUCAGCUCAUGAACAAGAAGCUGUCGCUCCGAGUGACGUUGCUCAACGCCACUGCGACGGAAUCAGAUCCAGACUCAUCGAAGCAAGUCGCGAUCUUUCCGUUUCGCGUGAUCACCGAGUCCAAAGUGCUGUGGCACUACACCUUGGCGCUGGUGUGUCCGCCAGACUUGACGAAGCAAACCGCAGCCCAAGGAACGUGCCCCCUUCUGCGUUAUGAGCUUCUGGACGGCAGCUCCGCGUUUGGGAAAGAUGCGAUUGCCAGAGAUGAUUUGUCCAUCCAGGCUCUUCUCUUGACCCCAAACGCCGUGCUCACCAAGCGACUGCCCAACUCGACCAUUGCUGCCGAGAGGGAACCCCUCGGGUUUACAAAAUUGCGGCUAGUGUAUGUUCCCGGGUCAUCCACGCCCCCCACUAUGGACAUGAACAAAACUGACGAAUCACGACGUGCUUUCCACGCCCAGUUCACUGACGUGCUUCCCCCCAAUCGGGGUGUGUUGUCCUUACGUAUCAUUUCCGGCCGGAACCUCGCCGAUGUCGAUGCUCUCGGCGACCAAGACCCGUACGUCCAGCUUGGCAUCGACCCGCCGUCGUACCAAUUGCCACCUGGCAGCAUCAUCCACGCCCAGAGCGGUGUCUGCGUCAACGGCGGCAGACAUCCGCAGUGGAAUUCGCCCGUUUACACUUUGACCAUCCACGACUCGAACGUGGAGGCGGUGACCAUUCGUGUGUUGGAUUCUGGCGAAGAGGACAACGUGCCAGACGCGGUGAUCGGCUCGUGUCAGUUGAGUGUAUAUUCGUUGAUUCACAUGGCAGAGAAUAACGACAGGAACCCCCCGACGCAGCGGUGGAACGAAGGCUGGUUUACCCUCUAUCAGGACCAAGAACCUGCCGGCGACUUGCGACUCGAGUACCGAUUCGUGCCUGAGAACGCCACCCGCGUGCGCUUGGAACCCCCGACCAAGUACAUCAAUUGCCUCGGCGGACGCGGUAAAAUGGCGGUCAAAGUGAUAUCCGGAGCCAAUUUGCCGUGUGUGUCUGGCAUGAUUCCAGCGGUGCGGAUAUUCGUUGAAAGCACACGGUUUGAACAUGUGACACAGCCUGAGAAACGGAACCUCGUGAAUCCACAGUGGAACGAAACGAUUCUAUUUGAUGUCGAGUGGACGCCAGAACUCACGACCCCUCAUACUGUCCGCGUCGAAGUCGUGGAUCUGGGGGGAGGUACCUCUAACCACCUACCGAUCUUAGCCCAUUGUACGAUCAACGUUGCAGCAUUUGCUAUCCACCCCCUGGAAACCCAUUACGGGCGAUACGAACUAACUACUUUUCAGCUGCAGAAACGAUCGAGGGAACCAUCGUCCCUGCAUCUGGCGGUUCAGUUUCUACCUUUGGACACCACUGCUGUCCCCUUGGACGACCCGUUUGUGCCGCCAGAGGCCGGCCAGAUACAUGUCAAUGUCGUGUCCGCAGCGUUUCGAACCAACGACGCGUUUCGGCCGUUCGUUCGGUGCUCGCUACGUCAUGACGUGGCAUUCUGUCAGACCAAAUCCACGCCUUCGUGUGUGUCUGACCUGGACGAGUACACGUUUUGCGAGUGGACGUCCCCGCUCUUGUUUGACUUUACACCAUCCGACAAGGCAAACGUCCUGCCGUCGUUGGAUGUGCAGAUGCUCUGCCAACCCGAGGCAAUUGCUGGUGGUGAUGCCGACAAAAGUAGUACUUGUCUGGUUCUCGGCGAACUGGCUAACAUUCCGCUGUUCCCGUUUGUGCUGCACAAAGGCCAUGUCAACGUCGUGUGGUACCCCGUGUACUGCAAAUCCACGCUGGUGGCCCAGCUCAAGCUCGAAAUCCAGUUCCUCAAGACAUCCCCCGUCCCGAAAGCCACCUUCACGGACGUGUUGACCGUCCAAGUGCUGGAAGGUCGGGCGUUGUGGUCGGCCCAGGACGCCAGCAAGGACGCCGACGGCGACAAUGACGCACAAGAUCCGUUCGUGGAGCUCGAAUUCCUCGGCCAUCGCGUGAAGACCAAAGCCCAUGUGGAUGGGGGCACCGACCCGUCGUGGCAAGAAACGUUUGAGCUGCCCUUGUUGGGGCUAGACCCGUCGAUUCUGCCGGUGUUGACUUUGAAAGUGUGCAACCAAGACAUCAAGCGACUAGGCGACGGGGUCAUCGGCACCUGUCGAUACGUGGUGCCCACAGAAGUCGUGCGCGACGGCAAACUCCGGGACGUGUGGCUGACCUUGUCGUCAAGUGGGUCCAAUAUGGGAUCGAAGGAUAGCGAUUUGGACUUGGGGAAGAUCCAUGUGCGCUUGAAGCGUGGCCACUUGGACACUUGUGGGUUGUUUGUCGACACGGUCAACGUCAGCUCGGCAGGGGAAGACACGAAAGAAGCGCCGAAUUUAGCGGGGGUGCUGUACAUAUUUGGCCCAACAUCGCUGGACGUUCGAGCCGCGUUGAGGCGUCCAACGUCCUCGUCCGGAGAGGCAACGACAUCGUUCUGCCUGGCAGACAUGGGGGUCCUUCCCGUGCCGUGGCAGGACGAGCCUCUCAAGCGUCACUUCCCCCACACCGACUUGACGUUGACGGUCGACGUUCCCAAGACUGGCCAACAACUCACCAUGACAGCCGACGAAGUGCAAGCUGUCUUUCGCACUCCGCGACGGGAAUUUCUUCGGUCGAGCGACGACGAUUCAACGGGCAAAACAAACGCCGCCAGCGUCAAGGCGGUCGAGUUCAGUGUCUUGUACAUGGCACCGACCCAAGGCCUCGUUCAGGUGUCCAUCGCUCAGAUCGACGGCGUGGCUGUCAGACAUGGAAACGCGUACUACGUCGAGUUUCGCGUGCUGCGCAACAGUCCGUGGGUCAAGUCCCCGAUCACGAAAGCGACGAGCGAAGACAAGUCCGAGGAUCCGUCUUUAGUGGUGUGGAAGUCUCACGUAUGUCGGGAGCUGCAGUACUCCAACUUUAGGGAACACAUGCCCCCCACUCUCCAGCUCGUCGUGUACACCCAGGACAAUCCGUCGUCAACGUGGACCAAACUCGCGUUUGGACAGCUGAAUUUGUUACAGUACAUUGCGUCGCCGUCGCAGUACCCCACCGAAACCAUACCACUCACUUGUGUGGGAAAGAACGGAAGCAAUGCCAAAGCUAUUGCGGCCAUUGGAUUUAUCCCGGUGGUCGUGACCUCUCAAGAUGACGCGGAAGCUAAGGCACUUCAACUCGCCGCGGGCACGGCUGCGAUGAAAAAGUCGUUUCAGAGUCUUGGUGGCGACGAAGCCACACCGCUGGACAUUGCCACGUUGCAAGCCGCUGCCACCAACGACGAGAAGUGCAUGCAUAUGCUUGCAAAGGCGGCCGCUUUGGUCGGUGGAAUGGAUGCAUUGUUUACCGCUAUGGACACAAACAAGGACGGCAAAAUAUCCUGGGAAGAGUACUUGGACAGAAUGCAAAUCGUGCAUGCGUUGGCAGACGAAGCGUCGACAAAACCGGCCACUUUACAGCCGUCCAAUCCAGGCAACGACGACGAAAGCCAGGACGAAAGCGACGAACAACUUGACGAGGAGCCAGAGGCAAAACAAACUGCGACGACGCUGUCGUAUCAGCCGUGGAGGCCCCCCAUACCCCAACAACCAGGGCGAGUCCACGACAGCGACAACGAUGACGACGAGGAGAUAGAGGCCAUGAUGUCGUUAAAGGCGGCGGCCAAAACCCCAUCGCCUAAUUCAGCGAUUUCACCCAUGGUGGCCCUUCCCCCGAACGAAAUCGUGACCAAAUUGACAGGUCCCAGGACUAUAGCACCCCUGAAACCCCGAGCGAAGGGCCCGGACGAGGCAGCAUGGACGACGUGGAAGGUGGACGACGUUAGUACGUGGCUCGAAGUGGAACUGGAACUUCCGCAGUACGUUGGAGCGUUUGCCGACGCCUCGGUCGAUGGCAACCUCUUGUUGAGUUUAACUCCAGACGACAUCGACCAACAUUUCAAUAUCCAACAGCCCUUGCACCGACGGAAAUUGAUUGCACGGAUUCAGCAACUUCAGCAGAAAUUUGGUGGUCUAGCUGUUACGACUGCGUCUGCGACCAUUUGCGAUGACGAACUGCCCAAUCCGACCCAUCGUUUGCCUCAAGGCGACCCCAAUCCUGUUCAACUCGGGGCAGAAUCUGAUCGACAGACAAUUAAACGUCCCACCAAAGCAGCGCCACGAGUAGUGGUAGACCUCAACGCAAAAGGACAGCACGAAGUCGAGCGCUCAAAGUUGGCGUUCAAAGCCCAACGCAAGAAAAAACAGCAGCGCCACGACCAGGUGCAGACCGACCACGCCACAAAGCGAUGGACGUUUGAGUACACUGGGGAAGCCAAGCCCACCCGCGUGCAAACCGCGAUCGAAAAGGUCGCGUCUGUGCUAGCCAAAGACGAACAAGCUAUCUCUGGCUACGAAGGCGCGAUGCAGGACGCGCUCAAGCAAGUCGUACCCUCACGACUUCACAUUCCACUUGUGGCCAACACGGACGAGAUCGUCGAAGUCGUCAAACAAGCGAUUUGGAGGCACGCGGAAACGUUGUCGGUGGCAGCGACGCACCAAGCGGCGAUAGACAAGGACGCGUCGAGCGAUUUUGGAGACGACGACGACGAGGCGACCGAGGACAUGAAGCAUCCAACGUCGAGCCUCGAGCUCGUGUUUUUGGAACUGUGCGCGUUGAAAAACAACGGCGCACGGUGGCUCCAUGAAAAUGCGACACUGUCGCGACUUAAGUUCGAAGGGGGCUUGCUGGCAAUGCUGGGGAUUCACAUGUCGUGGCAUCAAUUUGACUUGCUCUUUCGACGGCUGGACACAGCUAACCAGGGGGAAAUAUCGUGGACGGCAUUCUCGGCGGCAUUUGGGGACCCGAUUCCUGGGAACGCCAUGAGCAAUGACAUGUUAGCUGUCAAGGAAGGCUUGGUGCUGAUGCUUGAAAGACUUGAAGAACACGAGCUGACAUUGCAUCAAGCAUGGCAGGCAUUCGACAGAGACAACUCGGGUGCUAUUUCAGUGGCGGAGUUUUCGACGCUGAUCAAAUUUCUCACCCACAAGGAGGGCGUGGGUAGCUUGUCCAAACAUCAAAUUUACUUGAUGAUGGCGACUCUAGAUGUGUCAUACGACCGAUGCAUUCAGUACCCUGAGUUUAUGAAAUUCAUCUACAUUGUGUGGUCGCAUCGGCUCUUGCAACUCCAGCAGUAUCUGAGCCACAAAGAUGAAAACCCGACAGAGUCGCACCAUCGUGACGUGGUCAAUCGCAAGGUCCAGCUGCGAAAGGCCCUGCGGACGAACUUUAGCCGCCCAUUUCGCGACGCUAUGCGAUGCAGCCCUGUGGCUAUUCCAGGGCCGUUCCAAGGCCUGCUAGCAAAGUUCCACUUGCAACCGCCCAAUGCGGACGGCCACAUGCAAAUAUGGCAGGUGCUGAAAGGCGAAGUUAGCAGUCGUAGCAACGCGCCAGCUCAAGUGGCACCAAAGCCAGCCAAACAUAAGAGAGGUACGACGGCACAUGUGUUGCCGACAAUUAGCUGUGAUGCCUGUAGCCACUGGCCAAAAUACGCUGGCCUUGACCAAACUUACACGGCAGCAACCUCCGAAACGAGGCAAUUGUGUGCUGCGAGCCCCCGCUCAAGUCAGCUUGGAUGGCGAUCAAGAACUCAUCUACGACAACAAGUCGCAAAAGCUCAGCCAAGGCAAUGUUCGCCGAGUCAAGAGCGAAAUAUAAACUUUUUUCGCGCAAUUCAACCAAAUUUUGACCGACAACUACCAACGCAAUAUUAGACACCUUUAUUAGCAAACAGAGCAAAUCUCUAAAGUAGCAACCGGUG
Messenger RNA from Aphanomyces astaci, 10583 nucleotides. RefSeq lists its product as hypothetical. The record is from RefSeq and is a predicted model, not a curated record. The transcript has 19 exons. Bases 1 to 10536 code for a protein of 3511 amino acids. NCBI's taxonomy places the organism in Eukaryota, Oomycota, Saprolegniomycetes, Saprolegniales, Verrucalvaceae. Gene Ontology annotation, molecular function: protein binding; calcium ion binding.